This is a messenger RNA of Trichoderma citrinoviride, 819 nucleotides long. RefSeq lists its product as hypothetical. The record is from RefSeq and is a predicted model, not a curated record. The coding region runs from base 1 to 819 and encodes 272 amino acids. The transcript has 4 exons. Lineage: Eukaryota; Fungi; Ascomycota; Sordariomycetes; Hypocreales; Hypocreaceae.
AUGGCGCGCGACCAACUCUUGAGCCGCCGCUCCAGCCGUCACGGCUCCAGACCGACAAAGACGUGCAACGCCCCUGACUGCCAUCGCGAGCGCAUGUCCAAGUCUCACGACGGCGAGACAAGAACCUCCAAGUUUUGCCAGAGACAUUCCUGCUCGCUGAGCCCCAGCUUGGGCCUGUGCUGCGCUGGAAAGAGGUCUUCAGAUGCCUUUUGCCAUGAACAUUCGACGUGCGUCGUCGAGGGCUGCAAGUCUCGAAUCGAUCCGGCCUCCUCUUCCAGGCGACUGUGCCUCCAACACAAAUGCCACAUCCAAAACUGCGACAACCGCGUCGACGCCCCGUCCUACAACUUCUGCUGGGCACACGACCGAGCCAUCUUCGACAGCUUCCGGUACAAGACUCACAUUCUGCCCGUUGCGGUCUACGCUGCUACUACUACCCCUUCGCCGUCGCCGUCGCUUCCGCCUUCUUCCCCCCGGCUUUCUAUCCGUAAGGAACCGGCAGCGAGCGCCGACGUGUCCUCUGAAGACUCUCUGGGUGUUCCUCGCAGCAGCAGCAGCAGCGCUACCCCAAGCGUGAGGGAAGAGCCUACUGUUCAGGACGCCGCCGCCCCGGGGGAACAACGUUUGGAGCGACAGCAGGUCGAAAUCGCGGGCCCGGCGGCUGGACAAGACAAGUUUCAGACGGGGAAGGAGGAGGAGGAGGGUCUGCCGGCAUUCUUCUCGGGAGUUGGCGUUGGGCUUUGUAUUUUGCUGCAGAUUAUUUAUGCUGUUGUGCAGCUGCUGUUGGAGCUGGUGCGAGGGGGUAGGAGGGGGUGGUGA